GGUGAGUCAAGUGCUAAGGACCUCACUUCUUCAUUGGAAGAUGUGGGGUGGGGGUGGAGUUUGUUCCUAGGACAUUGUAGGGAUGUGGAUAGCAUUGCCAGAUUUUGUUUUGUUUUGUUUUUCUUUUUAGAGCGAGGGUGGUGCUCUGUCACCCAGGCUGGAGUGUAGUGGUGUGAUCUCAGCUCACUGCAGCCUUGAACUCCUAGGCUCAAGUGAUCCUCCUACCUCAACCUCCAGAGUAACUGGGACUACAGGAAAGCUCAGUGGCCCCCAAGCCAGGAUGUCCCAAGCUUGGGUCCCCGGCCUCGCGCCCACCUUGCUGUUCAGCCUGCUGGCUGGCCCCCAAAAGAUUGCAGCCAAAUGUGGUCUCAUCCUCGCCUGCCCCAAAGGAUUCAAAUGCUGUGGUGACAGCUGCUGCCAGGAGAACGAGCUCUUCCCUGGCCCCGUGAGGAUCUUCGUCAUCAUCUUCCUGGUCAUCCUGUCCGUCUUUUGCAUCUGUGGCCUGGCUAAGUGCUUCUGUCGCAACUGCAGAGAGCCGGAGCCAGACACCCCAAUGGAUUGCCGGGGGCCCCUGGAACUGCCCUCCAUCAUCCCCCCAGAGAGGGUCAGAGUAUCCCUCUCUGCGCCCCCACCCCCCUACAGUGAGGUGAUUCUGAAGCCCAGCCUGGGCCCAACUCCCACAGAGCCACCCCCUCCCUACAGCUUCAGGCCUGAAGAAUAUACCGGGGAUCAGAGGGGCAUUGACAACCUGGCCUUCUGAGUCACCUCCUGCCUGGAAUCUUGCCAUCAGCAACCUCCUCCCCAGUGCCUCCUGGAUCAAGCUAGAGACUGCUGGCACCCCAGGAAUGUCCCUGCCCAUCCUGCCGUGUCUCUGUUCAUUCUUGGAUUUAACUUAUUACUUUUUCUGCCUCUGUUUCCACCCCAGCUGCCUCUCUUGUCCUGAGGGUUAGGCUGGAGUGACAGUUUCCGCCCACCCCCCAACCCAAGAAAGAGGCUGCCGGAAAGAAAAUGCUGACCAUUGGAGGUGCCCAACAGUAGAAUGGGCUACUGUGAGGGGUAGUAAGAGCCCCAUUUCUGGAGGUAUGCAAAUCUUGACUGGACAGCCAGCUCUGAGAUUUUAUCAGGGCACUUCUAUACCUGUGGAACAUUGGACUGGAUGAGCCCUGAGCCAGCUUCCACUCCUACCUGAAUAGAGAACUCACUGCACCCACCCGCAACACAUGAUAAACACAUGUCCUCACUGAAUGUUA
This is a messenger RNA of Pan troglodytes (chimpanzee), 1250 nucleotides long. RefSeq names its product transmembrane protein 92 (gene TMEM92). The transcript is spliced from 6 exons. Lineage: Eukaryota; Metazoa; Chordata; Mammalia; Primates; Hominidae. Gene Ontology annotation, cellular component: nucleoplasm. Bases 281 to 760 code for a protein of 159 amino acids. The record is from RefSeq and is a predicted model, not a curated record.